Messenger RNA from Andrographis paniculata, 1979 nucleotides. Its product is annotated as beta-glucosidase 44-like. Lineage: Eukaryota; Viridiplantae; Streptophyta; Magnoliopsida; Lamiales; Acanthaceae. The coding region runs from base 22 to 1788 and encodes 588 amino acids. Gene Ontology annotation, molecular function: beta-glucosidase activity. The transcript is spliced from 11 exons. The record is from RefSeq and is a predicted model, not a curated record. Gene Ontology annotation, biological process: carbohydrate metabolic process.
GUCAGUCAGUCAUGUCGUAUUAUGGUGCGAAGAAAUUUGUCGUUAAAUAGAGGGAGGGAUAGCGCCCCUCCGCUCGGCCGCUCGCCGACGCCACCUUUUGACGGACCGAUCGAACCUGAGCAGCUGUUACAGUCACUCCGGCCGAUGGCUCCCUCCGCACCAUCCAGCCUCUUGGUCUUGGUCUUGGUCUUCUUCUUCUUCGCUAUCACGAUGGUGAUUCUUCCCCUUUCUCUUCUGGCAUUGCCGUUGUCUGACUGCAGCAGCUGCCCCUCCUAUGCAGCAGCAGAAGCAGCUCCUUCUACUACUACUAUUACUAGUACAGAAGCAGAAGCAGAAGGAGAUGAGCAGCUCAAGAGGAGCAGCUUCCCCAAGAGCUUCAUAUUCGGAACAGCCUCCUCGGCCUACCAGGUCGAGGGCGCCGCCAACCAGGACGGCCGGGGCCCCAGUAUUUGGGAUACUUUCCUCCGCCAACCAGGACUUCAGCCAAACAAUGGGACGGCGGAUGUGACGGCGGACCAGUACCACAGAUAUAAAGAAGACCUUGAUCUGAUGGCGGACUUCAAUUUUGAUGCCUACAGAUUCUCAAUUUCAUGGUCCAGAAUAUUUCCAAAUGGGACGGGAGAGGUAAAUUGGAAGGGAGUUGACUACUAUAACAGGCUGAUCAACUACAUGCUUGAAAAGGGCAUCACCCCGUAUCCAAAUCUCAAUCACUACGAUCUUCCUCAAGCGCUUCAGGAUAGGUACGGUGGCUGGCUCAACCGUCAUGUUGUCAAGGAUUUUGCGGAUUAUGCCGACUUCUGCUUCAAGACUUUUGGAGACAGAGUGAAGAACUGGCAAACAUUUAAUGAGCCUAGAGUGGUAGCCGCCCUUGGUUACGAUAAUGGGCUUUUUGCACCGGGAAGAUGCUCCAAAGCAUUUGGGAAUUGUACGGAGGAGGGCAAUUCCGGCACCGAGCCCUACAUCGUUGCUCAUAAUCUCAUUCUCUGCCACGCGUCCGCUGCUCAGAGAUACCGUCAGAAAUACCAGCAAACACAAAAGGGGAGGAUUGGGAUUCUGUUGGAUUUUACUUGGUACGAGCCUCUCACAAGAUCCAAAGCCGACAACUACGCCGCUCAAAGGGCAAGAGAUUUCCAUCUUGGCUGGUUUCUGCAUCCUUUGGUGUAUGGAGAGUAUCCGAAAACAAUGCAGAACAUUGUUGGGGAAAGGCUGCCCAAGUUCACAAAGGAAGAGGUCGGGAUGGUUAAGGGAUCUGCUGACUUUGUGGGCUUAAAUCAAUACACCUCAUUCUACAUAUAUGAUCCAAGACAAGCAAAUACUGCUGCUGCUGCUGCUGCUGCCCACUCGUUAAGCUACCAGAAGGAUUCGAAUGUUGGAAUUGCGUAUGAACGGCGUGGAGUGCCAAUUGGGCCAAGGGCCAACUCAUACUGGCUUUACAUUGUGCCAUGGGGGAUAUACAAAUCCGUGAACUACAUAAAAGAACGCUACGGGAAUCCUACAGUGAUUUUGGCGGAGAAUGGAAUGGACCAGGCAGGCAAUCUCUCACUACAUGAGUCGCUGCACGACGAUACAAGGAUCAAGUACUACCGGAGCUACUUGGGUUGGCUGAAGAAGGGCAUAGACGAGGGGGCCAAUGUGGUCGGCUACUUCCAGUGGACAUUCGUGGACAACUUCGAGUGGAGGCUGGGCUACACGUCCAGGUUCGGCAUCGUCUACGUGGAUUUCAAGACCCUCCGCAGGUACCCCAAGAUGGCCGCAUACUGGUUCAAGAAGUUCCAGGAGAGAAGAUAAGAUCACGAGGAAGAAAUAUAUAUAUAUAUAUAUGAAUGAUAAUGAUAAUGAUGAUGAUGAUGAGCCACCCCCCAUUCAUCAGCCAAUAAACAGGCAGGCUCAGGCUCAGGCUGCUUUGCUAGUUGCUACUCACUUGACUGUCUCUAUUUGUAUUUGUAUUUAUAUUUGUAUGUGUUGAUCUCUUCUCUCUU